AUGGCCCAAUUUCAUAGUAUUGUGCAGUCAAACGGACCACCUCCGACACUUUCAGGUUCUCGUAUAUCAACACAACAACAUAAUAUUCAACAACAACCUGGCAUGAUUAAUACAUCUUUUAAUGGUAAUCAACAAGUUGAUUCCAAUAUGACUACUGGUUUAUUAAAGAUUAGUAAUUUACCACCCGAUUUAACUAGGAGAGAAGCAACAUUAAUAUUUGCCUUGGUAAUUGAAGAAAUGUUAAGCAUUGAAAUUAAAGAUUAUCAGAUAUAUGCUGUGUUCAAAAACAUCAAUACUUGCAUUACUACUGGAAAACUACUCGAUGGUAAGUACAUAUUUGGUACUGAUUACCCUCCUAUUAAAGUUGAAUACGAAAAUAGCACAUUGUUGGGAUCACCAACAAACAUUUCUAGCACACAAUCUGCAUUUAAUUCAUUAAGGUUAUCGGGACCACCAAAUACCAACAUUUCUCCACCUAAUCUUCCUCAUUCACAAUUACAACAUCAAUCUUCAAGCAAUUCAAUUGACAAUGGAAACUCAAGUCUGACAGGCUCUUUUGAUAUGCUUUCGAAACGGCAAUCUAUUGGGAACCAAAGAUCUAGAUUUGUUUUCAGUGAUCCAUUUGCACAAGAUCAACUGCAGCAUCAACUGCAUCAACAGCAGCAACAGCAGCAGCAACAACAACAACAACAUCAUCAUCAUCAUCAUCAACAACAAGAUCCACACGCAAAACAAGAAAUUAUCGGCAUUCAACCAGCAGGGUCUGGUCCCCCAUCUGUGGGUCCUGCACCUAUUGGUCUUUCAGAUAUGAGUGGGAAGUCAAUUUUAUUGAUGGAAUCUCAAAAUGAUGCGAGAGAAUAUGAAAAUCUUGUUCGUGAUUCAUGGGGUCCAACACCAGGUAAUUCUGGUGUUUCAGCUGUUUCAGCAAAUUCCCUGACAUCAGGUGUAGACUGGAAUGGUAAUAGCAGUGCAAGUAAUGGAUCAAAUAUAAUACAACAACAACAGCAGCAGCAGCAGCAGCAGCAACCACCACCGCCACAACAGAUACAACCUGAUCGUCGAAGAACUUCAUCAUCAGCAUUUUUUAAUGUUGCACCUGCAUUGCAUACUAUGACUUCGAAUCAAAAUAUACCAAAUACACAUUUGGGUCCAACUGCUGCUGGAUUAAGAGCAAUUUUACAACAACCUGAAAACCAACCCCAACUGCAUGAUUCCCAACUUCAAGCUCAUUCUCAACUGCAACUACAGUCUCAACUACAAAGUAAGACUCAACCUCAACCUCCACUGCAACCCCAAUCUCAAUCGCAACUUCAUAUUCAACAAUCACAGGCACAACAGCAUCAUCAACAACAACAACAACAACAACAACAACAACCAAACACACAAUCUCAAAUUGCACCCCAAACAUCGAAUACUAGUUCAAUUACGAACGAGUUUCAUGCCCCACCUAAUAUAUCACAACAAUCUAUUACUUCUAAUCAGAAUACAACAUCAACUUCCACAUCAACUCCAACUCAACAAGCCAUUACGAGCCCGCUUGAUAAAGGGUCUACUUCAUCAAAAGAUGUUCCUGAUUUAUCAUUAUUGGCAAGAGUCCCACCUCCAGCAAACCCUGCUGAUCAGAAUCCGCCAUGUAAUACUUUAUAUGUUGGUAAUUUGCCACCCGAUGCCACUGAAUCUGAACUUCGAACUUUAUUUUCUCCACAAAAAGGGUUUAGAAGACUUUCAUUUAGAACCAAGAAUCAAUCUUCUUCUAAUAAUGGGACUGGCAGUGGCGGUGGUAGUGGUGGCGGUGGUGGUCAUAGUCAUGGACCAAUGUGUUUUGUUGAAUUUGAAGAUGUUGCUCAUGCAACAAGAGCGUUGGCAGAAUUGUAUGGUAGAGCAUUACCAAGACCAAAUGGUGGUAAUGGGAAAGGUGGUAUUCGAUUAUCAUUUUCUAAGAAUCCAUUAGGAGUAAGAGGUCCAGGAAAUUCUAGAAGAACAUCUACUAACCCUGCACCUAAUGGGUUAUCACAAUCUCAACAACAACAACUGCUGCAACUGCAACUGCAACUGCAACAACAAGGAAGUAGUGGUGGUGGGAAUUAUGGAUACUCAAAUUAUCAUCAGAAAUGA
This is a messenger RNA of Candida albicans SC5314, 2115 nucleotides long. It is a transcript of the gene WHI3, whose product is annotated as mRNA-binding protein. Bases 1 to 2115 code for a protein of 704 amino acids. The record is from RefSeq and is a predicted model, not a curated record. NCBI's taxonomy places the organism in Eukaryota, Fungi, Ascomycota, Pichiomycetes, Serinales, Debaryomycetaceae. Gene Ontology annotation, molecular function: mRNA binding. The transcript has a single exon.